Molecule: messenger RNA, 2910 nt
Organism: Diospyros lotus (date-plum)
Lineage: Eukaryota; Viridiplantae; Streptophyta; Magnoliopsida; Ericales; Ebenaceae
Exons: 11
Coding region: 1-2781 (926 amino acids)
Biological process (GO): protein desumoylation
Cellular component (GO): nucleus
Molecular function (GO): deSUMOylase activity
Source: RefSeq, a predicted model, not a curated record
AUGGUCGCCGACGACAAAGCUUCAUCGGCGACCAUGGAGAUCGACCGGGCUUCGUCGCGAACGAAGACCCACGGUCGGGCUUCGUUCGCGACGAAGCCCGCUGUGCCCAACGGGCUUCGUCUUUGGGGCUUCGUUGCAGACGAAGCCCGAUCGGGCUUCAUGGCUGAACAACAAACUAUAAAAUUUACUUAUGUUCAUACUCAUCGAAUAUUACCGCCCGGAAUGCGAGUUACUACUCAUUGUGGGAUCAAACACCUUGAGGCGAUGCGUCGUGCUCUAGACCGAUACAAGUUAUUAGAUAGAUUCCUACAGGGCCCAUUAGGACAUUUCUUAAAGAUGCCUUUGUCUCUCCAUUUGACUGCACCACAAUUGAUAUAUCAUGUUCUACUUAGGGAGGUGACAUUUCCAGGUGCCCACCACGAUGAGAUGUGGUUCGAGAUUGGUGGCACACCAUAUAGGUACGGGAGGCAGGAGUUCAUACUUAUUAGUGGACUCCGAUUUGGGGCUAUUGAUAGGGAAAGCCUUGAACCGAAACCUAUUGAGCCGGAGAGUUUACGUGCUCGACUAUUUCCACAACAUAAGAAGGGGGUGACUGGAGACGACCUUGAAUUACUUAUUAGUACCAGAGAGGACAUGGUUUCAGAGGAUGCCCUGAAACUGAUUUACAUUGCUGUGGUCGAUAUGUUUUUGUUGGGCCAGGAUGAGCGCGGGCAUGUGGAUGAUUUCUUGUGGACUAUGGCUGAAGAUUUACAAGCAUUUGAGAUGUUCCCUUGGGGUACGUAUGUCUACAGUAAGAGUCAACAUUACAUCCGAUUGGCCACGAAAGAAAGAAAAUUGACUGGUGAAGGUGGGAAGAAAAUCAACCUUUAUGGUUUUGUAUGGGCGUUUCAGUGGUGGUUGAUCGAAAUGUUCCCAUGGAUUCAGAAUAAAUGGGCCGUUAGACUGUCUGAUGCAGACAUUCCAAGAUGUAGAAAAUGGCUAUCAAAAAAAAGGCCGCAGAUAAAAAAUUACGACGAUUGUCUUAGGAAGGAAGUAAGUGUGCAACUUACCUCUAAAUUUUGUUUAUUUUUAAAUCAUAUCUAUCUAAAUAAUACAAUUUUGCAGGCACGAGGAUCGAGUCCGACUCUUGAGCCCACUGAUGAUGAGCGGGAAACGAAUUUUUGGAGAUCUUUUAACCCUCAACACUCGGUUGGGGUCGAUGUCUAUAAAUUUGGGGGCGGAGGGGGUGAAGAGGAGGAAGAGAAUGGCGGGGAUGAGGACGAGGACGAGGACGGGGAUGAGGAUAAGGCGAGUAGGAUACAUUUAGAUGAGAAGGGAAAGGAAGAGAAUGGGGAGGAGAAGAAUAAGGAGAAGGCAAGAUUCCCUGAUAGUUCGCACCACGGACAAUACGAGGAGGGAAAGGAGGAGAAGGAUAAGGAGAAGGCAAGAUUCUCUGAUAGUUCGCACCACGGACAAUACAAGGAGGGAAAGGGGGAGAAGGAUAAGGAGGAGGUAAGAUUCGUUGAUAGUUCGCACCACGGCCAAUAUGAGAUCACCGAGAUGCUGAAACAAACUCUAGAUAUGUUGCGGAGAAUAGAUGGGGAAAUGAGUCAGGUGAGGACACAAUUGUUGAGACUAGAGAGGGCGCAGGAAUCACUAGAGAGGGGGCAAGCAGCACUAGAGAGGGGUCAGGCAGCACUAUGUGCUCAUCUACGCAUCCCGCAUAUUUCCCCAGAUCACAGCGAUAAUGUUCAUGAGCAGUCCCAGGGUGAUGAUCAGGUAGAUCCUGAUCAUCACGAUGAGGACCAGGCAUCUACAUCUAGAUUACAGGAGGAGGAAGUGGUUAGGGUCGACAGGCGACCUAUGCGAGAUAGAUUGCCAUCGCAGUUUCGUCGUCCACCCUUCACCGAUCCAACAAAAUAUAAAAGGAGAAAGAAGGAUGCUACUUUGGAGGGGUCGGACGUGGACCCGAUGCCGCCGGUACUAGACCCAAUGCCGCCGGACAUAGAGACAGUGCCCCCUGAGGGUUAUAUUGAGUUCAUAGGUUCUAAUGAAAAUAUUAGUCUUCACACCGGUUUCAUUCUUAACCUAACACCGGAUGACCUCCGAAACAUAGAGAAUGAGGCCAACUGGUUGGAGGGUUACCAUAUCGAUAGUUACAUGUGUUGCCUGAGACGUAUACAGUCUCGACGUCAAUAUGACACAAACUACGCUAUCAUGUCAACUUCGUUUUUUGCAUCCAUGGUAAGAUUUUGGGAACAGGAGUACGGGGGCAAUAGGAGGGUUUUUGUGCCUUCUAUCGCAUCUGUUCCAGAAGAGUGGACCGGUUUCGUUGACGGGCGCAUUGACGGAAGUCUCCCUUGGUGGGCAGUCGAUUAUGUGUUGCUCCCUUGUAAUGUAGCAAAUUCUCAUUGGUUUCUCUUAAAGAUUUGCUUGAAAGAUAGGAGAAUUGUCAUAUAUGACUCCAAUUCCAUAAAUGAAGAUAGUCGUAGGAGCAGGGUCGAAGCUAUACAACCACUUGUGAGUUUGUUACCCAUUCUACUAAAGAAAGCUGCAUAUUAUGAACAUGUAACUGCAACUGCGACGCUAGACAGAGAUUGGGAAGUGGAGAAUACUGAUCCUCAGAAGUUGCCUCAACAACCGGAUGGGGCCAGCUGCGGGUGCUACGUUAUCAAAUAUGUCGAGGACAUACUGAGGCAUAAUGAGGAUCACUGGCAUAUGCACCCAACUGUGGAUGUCCGUACCCUCCGAAGACAGAUUGGAAUAUUUUUGUAUAGACAUAGCACGGUAGUAUACUUGUAGAUCAAUAGAUUAGAAGAUUCUUUGUUUUGUGUUUUUAUUUUCAUCUAGUUCAAAUGUUGUAUAUUUUUGUAUAAGUAUAGCAAAUAGCAAAUUGUAUAUUGCUCACUUGAUGAAAUGUGGUUUGUGGUG